Molecule: messenger RNA, 1498 nt
Organism: Cokeromyces recurvatus
Lineage: Eukaryota; Fungi; Mucoromycota; Mucoromycetes; Mucorales; Mucoraceae
Exons: 5
Coding region: 100-1158 (352 amino acids)
Molecular function (GO): GTP binding
Source: RefSeq, a predicted model, not a curated record
CAAUGAUUGAUUACAAAAGGAGACACGGUAUUUGUGUCACCAAACAUGAGAUAAUAUAAGAAUAGUGUACCAUAUAUAAUUUUAUUCUUCCCUAAAAACAUGUCGAAAGAUUACGAACAUCAUCAACAACAAGAUGAUGAUGAUGAUAAUUGGGUCAUGAGUCAUUUUCAGAACAAUUCCUAUAUAGAUGAUUGUAAUGGUGUUCAUGAUGCAGUCGUCAAAGUCAUUCAAGAUUACCGUGCUCCAUUACCUCAACCUUUUCAACUUCCUUCUCGUCAAGCAACCAUACAAGAUACUAUCUCUAUUAGUAAUCGUAAGAAGAAUUGUCCUAUCAAGCACCAUCUUCGUCGAGCUUCUGAACAAGUAGAACGAUUUAAACUCGACUAUCUGCUUCCUUACCAACCUAUGACUGGAUUUAACCAAUUAACCGUAUCACAACAUGAUGAUGAUACAAAUACAGCAAUUCAAAAAAAGAUGUAUAUUUCAGAGCCUGAUGAAGAUCCAAUGCAACAUCUUGUUCUAUUACCACUUGGUAAAACAGGAGCAGGAAAAUCUAGCCUUUUAAAUCUUAUGCUAGGCGAUAAUGCUGCGUUUAAAGCAAAAGCUGGAGCCAGAUCAGUAACAGACUGUGUUACAGAACGUACAGGUAUAUGGGCUAUUGAUCAAGUAGAGACAAUUAUUACAGUUGCAGAUACACCUGGUUUUGCAGAUAGAAGUCGAUUAGGCAUUGAUUCUUUUAUGUUAGUCUUUCAAUAUGAUUCUCCUACAAAUAAUAUUAUGUCAAUAUUAGAACAUUUUGAUUAUAUGAUGCAACAGCAAUUUCAAUAUUGUAAUAAGUCUUGGUGGGAUCAUGUUCUACUUGUGUUUACUCGGGUUGAUUAUUAUCCAAAUCUUAAAUUUCCACCUAAUAUGAUAAGCAAGAAACAAAGUAUAAUAGAGGUACUUGUACCUAGUAUACAAGAAAAAUUCAACUUGAGUACGCCUCCAAAGUAUGCCUUUGUUAGUUCAAAGGCACCUAAUUGUUCUUUUUCAAAAAAGGGUAAAUGUGAUUGUUUUGCUGCUUCAAAGUAUCAUUUAGAUCAAAUGAGAACAUUAAGGAUACGAAUUAAUUCUAUUCUUAGCGGUAAUGGUAAAAGGUGGAUGCCAACUGAAUACUAAGCCAAAAUUCCAAAUUGAUAGUGACAGUGAUAGUGACAGUGGUAGUGAUAGUGAUAGUAAUAGUGAUAGAAAUAAUAAUAGUAAUAGUAAUAGUAAUAUAGUGAUAGUGAUAGUAUACAAUUUUUGUAUUAUUAAAAGAGGGCAAAGAAGAUAUAUAUAUAGAUAUAUACAUAUAUAUAUGUAUAUAUAAAUUAUUAAAGAUUACAUGAUAAUUUUUGACAUAUAUUCAAACAAGAUGGGGACAAGAUAUAUGGCAAUGAAACCAAUUCCUAUAAAAGAUGUUAUAUAGAUUUGCAGAGAAUUAUAUUCUAUAUAUUUUUUUUACCUGCAUAUACAAUUA